AGGAGCAUUACUUCACUGGAAUGAUGCUGAAGAAGUCACGAAUCACACUCCUGGACAGUGAAAUAAUCUCAUAUCCAGACUCUCAGAUGCUGCGUAACCUGCUUAUCGCUCAGGUGCUGUUCAAAGGCCAGAAGCUUCACCUGAUGACGUCUCACUUGGAGAGCUGCCAGGAAAAUGCAGUGGAGCGGAUGAGACAGCUGCGACUGGUGAUGAAGAGGAUGACAGAUGCGCCUGAUGAUGUCAUUGUGCUGUUUGGAGGAGACACCAACCUCAUGGAUUGUGAGGUGGCUGAAGUGGGCCUUCCCAGCAGUGUGAGUGAUGUGUGGGAGCAGCUGGGAGAGCAGGAGGCCUGCCGCUACACAUGGGACACCCAGACCAACACCAACAAAGGGAUCCGAUCCAAGUGUCGCUUCCGUUUCGACCGGCUCUACCUGCGCCAGGCGAGCAGCGACGGGGCUCUGCAGCUGGACCCCGACCACAUGUCCUUAACAGGGAUGGAGAUGCUCGACUGUGGCCGUUACACCAGUGAUCACUGGGGAAUAUACUGCACCUUCUCUGCUGUGUGCUGAUCUAUCUGUGUUUCUCUCAUUUAUAUAUUUGUAUAAAGCUGUGAGAGAAAUCAGAGUGUUUUAAA
This is a messenger RNA of Scomber scombrus (Atlantic mackerel), 634 nucleotides long. RefSeq names its product tyrosyl-DNA phosphodiesterase 2-like. Gene Ontology annotation, biological process: double-strand break repair. Gene Ontology annotation, molecular function: single-stranded DNA binding; 5'-tyrosyl-DNA phosphodiesterase activity. Lineage: Eukaryota; Metazoa; Chordata; Actinopteri; Scombriformes; Scombridae. The record is from RefSeq and is a predicted model, not a curated record. Gene Ontology annotation, cellular component: PML body; cytoplasm. The coding region runs from base 21 to 569 and encodes 182 amino acids. The transcript is spliced from 3 exons.